GGGUUGGAAGAGCACUAACUUGUUUUUUUUUUUUUUUUUUGACUGAAAGCACUAACUUGUUAAGGAGUGAUAUAUAAUUAUAUGUUUGAUUGUAUUUUAGUGUCUAAUUGUUCAGUUGGGUCUUUGGCUUUGGAUAAAAAUAUAGUGACUGGGUUUCCAAGGAGGAGAAAGGGAGGGCUGGUUUUGAUCAUUGUUGUUUGUGAUUACUUGUCAUUUCAAAGAGAUGAGGAGUGUUGUUACUGUAACCUUCUUGUUUUCUCACCUGCUGCUGCUCACUGAUUAUUGUUUUUCACUUCCCUUGUGUACUAAUAUGAGAGCACCUUUUAGCCCAAAGACGCCGCUUGUUUUCUGUCAAUACGAAGGUAGUGUUUGCUGUAGCUCCACUGAUGAUAUCCAAUUGCUUAAUCAAUUUAGGGCAAUGAGUGUCUCUGAUCUUGGCUGCAGUUCUCUUCUGAAAUCAAUACUCUGCUCAAGAUGUGAUCAGUUCUCAGCAGAGCUAAUUGAUUCAACACCUUGGAAGGUUCCUGUUCUCUGCAAUUCCACAGUUUCAGCAAACUCAAUCCAAUCCCAACUUGCUGAAGUUGAUUUUUGUUCAAAGGUUUGUGAUGAAUGCAAAAAUGUAUCAUUAUUAAAUUCUCCUUAUGCAUUGCAAGACAGAGGUGGUAUGCCAAUUAAUUCUACUUCCAAGCUGACUAACAUAUGGCAAUCAAAAAGUGCUUUCUGCAAUGAAUUUGGUGGCGCUUCUGAAGCUGGAGAGGUAUGUUUUGAUGGUGGACCAGUUGUACUAAAUCAAACUGAAAAUUUAAGUCCACCAAGUGGUAUUUGCCUUGAGAAAAUUGGGAAUGGAUCCUACCUUAACAUGGUAGCUCAUCCUGAUGGGUCAAAUCGUCUCUUCUUAUCCGACCAACCAGGUAAGACAUGGUUGGCAACUGUUCCGGAGCAAGGAUCAGGAGCACUAUUGGCAAUUGACAAAUCAAAUCCUUUUCUUGAUUUAACUGAUAAAGUAUAUUCUGAUGCUGAGUUUGGAAUGUUGGGAAUUGCAUUUCAUCCAAACUUUCAACAGAAUGGACGCUUUUUUGUGUCAUUCAACUGUGAUAAGGCUAAGUGGCCAGGAUGUUCAGGAAGGUGUUCAUGUAACUCAGAUAUCAGUUGUGAUCCUUCAAAGCUAUACUCUGAAUAUGGGGCACAGCCAUGUCAAUAUUCCAGCGUCAUAGCAGAGUUUACUGCUAAUGGUACCACAUCGCAACCUUCCUCAGUAACAAGCGUCAAACCCCAGGAAGUCAAAAGAAUAUUCACUAUGGGCCUUCCAUUUACUUCUCAUCAUGGUGGUCAGAUUCUUUUUGGACCUGAAGAUGGUUACCUGUACUUAAUGAUGGGAGAUAGUGGAACUGGAAGUUUAGGAGACCCUUACAAUUUUGUACAAAACAAGAAAUGCUUGCUUGGAAAGAUAAUGAGGCUUGACAUAGAUAACAUAUCAAGUGCAACGGAAAUUGCUGACCUUGACCUAUUGGGAAAUUAUUCUGUCCCGGGAGAUAAUCCAUUUGCUGAAGAAAAGGAAUUGCAGCCUGAAAUUUGGGCCCUAGGAUUCAGAAAUCCUUGGCGAUGUAGUUUUGAUUCAGAAAGGCCUUCAUACUUCCUCUGUGCAGACGUUGGCCAGGACCAAUAUGAAGAGGUGGAUUUAGUCACUAAGGGUGGCAACUAUGGUUGGCUUGUUUAUGAGGGCCCCUUUAUUUACAAUCUUUCAACUUCUGCUGGGGGCAAUACAUCUGCUAGCUCUAUCGAUCCAAUAUUCCCUGUAAUGGGAUACAACCACUCUGAGGUAAACAAAGGUGCAGGAGCAUCUAUCACAGUUGGCUACUUUUACCGUUCUAUGACUGAUCCAUGCGUGAAUGGAAGGUACCUUUAUGCAGAUUUGUUUGCUAAUGGUAUGUGGGUAGGUACAGAGAGCCCAACAGAUAGUGGGAACUUCACUAGAACUCAGAUUCUUUUCCGCUGUGCUCAAGACUCUCCUAUCCAAUGCAGUGUUGCAGCAGGAAGUUCUCUUCCCUCACUGGGAUACAUAUUUUCUUUUGGUGAGGAUAACAGGAAGGAUAUCUUCAUCCUAAGCAGUAGUGGGGUAUAUAGAAUUUUUCGUCCUAGUCGCUGCAACUACACUUGUUCUAAGGAAAAUGUUACAGAUCUUACGCAUCCAGCAUCUGUUCCUUCUCCUUUCAACUCAACUGGUAGUCGGUUGAGCAAUCCAUUGAUAGAGCUUCUGCUCCUAGUUUUUUCAUUGCUCGUUUUUUUUGGCAUGUUUAAUCUAUAGAGGGAAGACAAAAUACCGUGUCAAAUCAUGAUUUUCAUAUAAAAUGAGAGAAGUGUCCUCUUGGCCACCUCUUUUCUUGA
Molecule: messenger RNA, 2385 nt
Organism: Quercus robur (English oak)
Lineage: Eukaryota; Viridiplantae; Streptophyta; Magnoliopsida; Fagales; Fagaceae
Product: HIPL1 protein
Source: RefSeq, a predicted model, not a curated record